ACCGACAUUAUCGACAACGGCGCGCGCAUAGUUUCGUCGACGCGACGCAAGAUGACGGCGAAGCGUGGCCGUGCACCUGUAGUGACAGCACGUGCUAUAGCUGAGUGGCGGUUUGCUUAUCGGAAAAGUACGAGCAGUCGGCAGGAAAGGAAUGAGCUGCACGGAUUCCCGAAAGCAUUAGGGUGAAGCAGCAGCGCGGAUUCGACGAUCAGGACGACUGAAGCGGAUCGACAAGUUUGCGCGUCAAUGUUGAUGCUUGUAGCCGCAUCAUCAUAAUGCUAACAACUGUUAACAUUUAAACAAUACGAAUUGGCUAAUCCGAGAUGGACGUAAUCGCGUACAAUCAGCACGAAACCAGUAGCAUCGGGAGCAGCACCGAUGGCGCCGAGACUCAAUACGACGAGGAGAGUGUGCCUGAUCUUGAUGUCGACGGAGAUCUGCUGUCGAUCGACGGUGACAAAGGGAACAAACUGCCCUUUCGUAGGAGCUUGUUCGACAACGUGGCACCCUACAUCAUCUUUCAGUCGUUCGAAUGCAAGACCGGCCCGGUACUGCCGUACGAAGUGACGCGGCACUUGAAGUGGCACCUCAGCACAAUAACACCGAUAAUAGUGCGUCGCACCGUCGUGAACUCCGGUUAUCGGUUGAUGAAGAAAUGCCAGAACUGGUGCGGCACCUGGGGCAAGCACAUGAAGUCCGUCUGCUAUAAAAGUUUGAAGCAGUCGCAGAAGGUCAACCACUUUCCCGGGACCUUCCAGAUCGGCCGGAAGGAUCGAUUGUCGCGCAAUCUCAGCCGGAUGAUGAUGAAGUACGGCAAGCGGGAGUUCGGCUUCGUGCCGCGCACCUACGUGCUACCUCAGGAUCUGCGUCUCUUCCGCCAAGUGUGGGAGAAGAACGGUGGCAAGGAGAAGUGGAUCAUCAAGCCACCGGCCUCCGCUCGCGGCACCGGGAUUCGCGUGGUCCACCGCUGGUCGCAGAUACCAAAGAAACGCGCCGUCGUCGUGCAACAAUAUCUGUCGCGACCGUUGCUGAUACGCGGCGCCAAGUUCGACCUGCGUCUCUACGUGCUCGUCACCAGCUUCAAUCCGCUCAAGAUCUACAUCUAUCCGGACGGCCUCGCGCGCUUCGCCUCCGUCAAAUACAAUGACGACAUCAACUACCUCAGCGAUCGUUUCAUGCAUCUCACCAACUAUAGCAUUAACAAGACCAGUGCGACCUACACUAGCAACGACUGCGCGGACUCCAGCACCGGUCAUAAGUGGACUCUAAGAACUCUAUGGUCCUAUCUCGAGCAGGAGAACGUGAAUAUCACCAAGAUAUGGGCGUCGAUAAAGGACAUAGUCAUCAAGACGGUGAUAGCAGGCGAGUCUCCUAUCAACACUCUAACGAGAACCAAUACAACUUCGAGGUAUUGUUGCUAUGAGCUUUUCGGCAUCGAUAUUCUCUUGGAUGAGAAUCGGAAACCGUGGUUACUCGAGGUGAAUAUAUCGCCCUCUCUACAGUCUUCCUCGCCGCUCGACACUGCCGUCAAGGGGCCUCUUAUUAGAAACGUCUUUAAUAUAGCCGGAUACCAAUUGCCUACGAGCAUACCGUCUGAGGAAGCGGAGAAACUAGCCCAAAGAUACCAGUUAGAUCUGGUGUGCCAAGAUUAUAGACUGCACCGAACUACACUUAGCUACCAAGAACGGCACAAGCAAUCGUUAUACGCGAACCUGAAAAAUCGCGAAGACUACCUUGACGAAAUAAUCGAGGAUCUCACGCCCGACGAUGUCAGACACUUGAUUACUUACGAGGACGAACUGACACAAUUAGGUAGAUUCGAGAAGAUCUUUCCUACUACUACCAGUCACCAGUACUUGCAGUACUUUGAGGUUCCGAGAUACUAUAAUAUGUUGUUCGACGCGUGGGAGGCCAAAUACGGUGAUAAUCGGGACGAAGGUAUUUCCCGGUUACAAAAGUUAUGCAAGACCAAGUAUCACUUGGAGCAAGUGAACUUUUAAAUAGUAACCUUCCUUCCGGACGUCGUGUUUACAUCGAUAAUACCGACAUCAAAGAAACGCCAAGCUGCAAGGUCAUUUGAAAUCGAUGUUUGAAUCGAAUCUUUUCGUCUUGUACGCUAUGUGUGCGCACUUAUAUACGGGUAAACGUACCAUUUCCACGUCCGUGGUUCUUUAAGAACCCAAGUUCAUUAUGUGCCUUUUCCCACGGUUGUGCGAAUUUAUUUUAUUGUAUGAGAUUUUGUCUUUAAUAAACAAUUUUUCACUA
This is a messenger RNA of Formica exsecta, 2265 nucleotides long. RefSeq names its product tubulin polyglutamylase TTLL4-like. Gene Ontology annotation, molecular function: tubulin-glutamic acid ligase activity; tubulin binding. Gene Ontology annotation, cellular component: cilium. The coding region runs from base 324 to 2000 and encodes 558 amino acids. Gene Ontology annotation, biological process: protein polyglutamylation; microtubule cytoskeleton organization. The transcript has 6 exons. The record is from RefSeq and is a predicted model, not a curated record. Lineage: Eukaryota; Metazoa; Arthropoda; Insecta; Hymenoptera; Formicidae.